Megalops cyprinoides (Indo-Pacific tarpon) is the source of this 1261-nucleotide messenger RNA. Its product is annotated as neurotensin receptor type 1-like. The record is from RefSeq and is a predicted model, not a curated record. Bases 1 to 1236 code for a protein of 411 amino acids. The transcript is spliced from 4 exons. Gene Ontology annotation, molecular function: G protein-coupled neurotensin receptor activity. Gene Ontology annotation, biological process: neuropeptide signaling pathway. Gene Ontology annotation, cellular component: plasma membrane. NCBI's taxonomy places the organism in Eukaryota, Metazoa, Chordata, Actinopteri, Elopiformes, Megalopidae.
AUGGGUUCGAAUGACACGCUGCUAGUCGCGCGCAAAAACUUAUUCGACUUUGGCGUCUUGGCGCAGCAACUGCUAUCCCCGUGGAAUCAUUCUCAGUCCCCAGCCGACAAUCACACGGAGCCCGAGUUGGAAGACAACCUGGACGUGAACACGGACAUCUAUUCUAAGGUGCUUGUCACCGUGAUAUAUAUCGCGCUGUUUGUGGUCGGCUGUUUGGGCAACUGCGUCACGCUGUACACUUUAUUGAGAAAGAAAUCUCUCCAGAACCUACAGAGCACUGUUCACUACCAUCUGGUCAGCCUGGCGGUGUCCGACCUGCUCAUCCUCGUGCUCUGCAUGCCCAUCGAACUCUACAACUUCAUCUGGGUCCACCACCCCUGGGCGUUCGGAGGAGCCGUGUGUAAAGGGUACUACUUCCUCAGGGAUGGCUGCUCCUACGCCACGGCGUUUAACAUCGCCAGCCUCAGCGUGGAGCGAUACAUGGCAAUUUGUCACCCGUUCAAAGCGAAGAGCAUCAUGUCCCGCAGCCGCACUAAGAAGUUGAUUAGCGCCAUAUGGGUAGCGUCGUUCCUCCUCGCUACGCCGAUGCUGAUGACCAUGGGACUCCAGCACGUGGGAGAGGAGAAGAUCUGCACCACGACUGCGACCAUUGUGACCGCCAAGACAGUGCUUCAGGUGAAUGCCCUCCUGUCCUUUGCUGUGCCCAUGGCGCUGGUCACAGCACUGAACAGCAUUAUCAGCAGGCAGCUGCUACGUAUGUUCCUACAGGCUGCGCAGGACUGCCGAAUCUGCGUUGUGGGGGGGGACCCUGCGGAGAUGAGUGUUGCCAUGGAGACAAACCGCGUGAGGUCACUGCGUCACGGGGUCAAAGUCCUGCGUGCUGUGGUCCUUGCCUUUGUGGUGUGCUGGUUGCCCUAUCACGCCCGCCGGCUUAUGUACUGUUAUGUGACAGAGUGGACAGACAGCCUGUAUGACUUCUACCACUACUUUUACAUGGUGACCAACGUGCUGUUCUACGUCAGCUCUGCCAUCAACCCCGUCCUCUACAACCUGGUCUCCGCCAACUACCGCCAGAUCUUCUUCUCGACACUCCACUGUUUCUGCCUGCCAUGUUGCAGAACAAGUGCCGAACACAAGCGGCGGCAGCAGCAGCAGUGCCACCCCAUGGCCGGGCCCUGCAACAGCACCAACAGCCACACCCUCUCCACCAACAUUGUCAGGGAGACGGUCUAUUGACUGGUGUCUUGAUGCAUGGCUACAC